Molecule: messenger RNA, 11901 nt
Organism: Myotis lucifugus (little brown bat)
Lineage: Eukaryota; Metazoa; Chordata; Mammalia; Chiroptera; Vespertilionidae
Gene: FRAS1
Product: Fraser extracellular matrix complex subunit 1
Biological process (GO): cell communication
Cellular component (GO): membrane
Molecular function (GO): protein binding
Source: RefSeq, a predicted model, not a curated record
AUGGUUUUUACUCUGGGUAUCGACAGCUCUCUGCUGCAUGCCCUUGUCGUGGGCUACGAUGCCACAAUUUGGAAGCCCGAUUCGUGCCAGCAUUGCCGUUGCCAUGGUGAUAUUGUUAUCUGCAAACCUGCUGUUUGCAGAAACCCUCAGUGUGCCUUCGAGAAGGGAGAAGUGCUUCAGAUAGCCGCCAACCAGUGCUGCCCCGAGUGUGUGUCCACGACUCGUGGGUCUUGCCAUCACGAAAAGAAAAUCUAUGCGCAUGGGACAGAGUGGGCCUCCUCCCUGUGUAGUGUGUGCUCCUGCGCUCACGGAGAAGUCCGAUGUAGUCCCCAACCAUGCCCACCGCUGUUGUGUGGACACCAGGAGCUGGAAUUCAUCCCUGAAGGAAGCUGCUGCCCCAUCUGUGUGGGCCCUGGGAAGUCCUGUUCCUACGAAGGCCAUGUGUUUCAGGAUGGGGAGGACUGGCCACUGAGUUCAUGUGCCAAAUGCAUGUGUAGAAAUGGGGUCACCCAGUGCUUCACGGCUCAAUGUCAGCCUCUGUUUUGUAAUAAGGAUGAAACUGUGGUUCGAGUUCCUGGAAAAUGCUGCCCCCAGUGCUCUUCCGGAUCCUGCUCCGCUGCUGGCCAAGUAUACCAGCAUGGUGAACAGUGGAGGGAAAACGCCUGCACCACCUGCCUAUGUGACCAGGGCGAGGUCCGGUGCCACACGCAAGCCUGCCCCCCUCUAAGAUGUGAAAAGGGUCAGAGAAGGGCUCAGCGCCAUGGGGAGUGCUGUGAGGAAUGUGUGUCUCCUGCCGGAAGCUGCUCCCACCACGGGAGUGUGCGGUACCAGGAUGAGAUGUGGCGGGGCUCGGCCUGUGAGUUCUGCGUGUGUGACCGCGGCCGAGUGACCUGCCACGCCGGAGAGUGUGCCAGGGUGGAGUGUGCCCAGGGUGAAGAAUUAAUUCACUUAGAUGGAAAAUGCUGUCCUGAAUGCAUUUCAAGGAGUGGCUAUUGUGUUUAUGAAGAAAAUGCAGAAUUUAUGUCCUCAAAUGCGAGUGAAGUUAAACAUAUUCCAGAGGGAGAGGAGUGGGAGGAUGGCCCUUGCAAGCUGUGUGAGUGCCGCGGGGCUCAGGUAACUUGCUAUGAGCCCUCAUGUCCACCGUGUCCAGUGGCCACACUAGCCCAGGUGGUGAAGGGACAGUGCUGCCCAGAAUGCACGGCAGUUUACUGCCACCCAGACUGCUUGACCUGUUCUCAAUCUCCAGACCACUGUGUCCUCUGCCAGGACCCCACGAAGCUGCUGCGGAAUGGACAGUGUGUGCACAGCUGCGGCCCGGGAUUUUACCAAGCUGGGGCCCUCUGUUUAGCCUGCCAGCCUCAGUGCUCCACGUGUUCCAGUGGCCUGGAGUGCUCCUCCUGCCAGCCGCCCCUGCUGAUGCGGCACGGGCAGUGUGUGUCCACCUGCGGGGAUGGCUUCUACCAAGAUCGCCACUCCUGUGCAGCCUGCCACGAGUCCUGUGCCGCCUGCUGGGGUCCCACGGAGAAACACUGCCUGGCCUGCAGGGACCCGCUCCACGUGCUGAGAGAGGGCGCCUGUGAGAGCAGCUGUGGCCCUGGGUUUUACAACAAGCAGGGCACCUGCAGUGCUUGUGACCAAUCCUGUGAAAGUUGUGGCCCCAAUAGUCCCAGAUGCCUUACCUGUGCUGAGAAGGCAGUGUUGCAUGAUGGCAAGUGCAUUUCUGAAUGCCCUGGUGGAUACUAUGCUGAUGCCACUGGCAGAUGCAAAGUCUGUCAUAACUCGUGUGCCAGCUGCUCGGGACCCAGGGCCUCUCACUGUACAGCCUGCGCCCACUCUCGGGCUCUGCGCCAAGGCCACUGUCUGCCCAACUGUGGAGAGGGCUUCUACCCCGACCGCGGGAUCUGCAAAGCCUGUCAUUCCUCUUGUCUGACUUGUGUGGGUCCAGAGCGCUCUCACUGUACCCAGUGCAAGAAGCCAGAGGAAGGACUGCAAGCCGAGCCGCUGUCUGGUGUGAACAUCAGCUCGGGCGAGUGUCUGUCUCACUGUAGAGCCCAGUUUUACUUGGAGAACACUGGGCUGUGUGAAGCUUGUCACCAAUCCUGUUUCGGGUGUGCAGGGCAGAGCCCGCACAACUGCACAGCCUGCUGGCCUUCCCAUGUGCUGAUGGAGGGGCAGUGCCUCUCCCAGUGCCCGGAUGGGUACUUUAACCAGGAAGGCAGCUGUACAGAAUGCCACCCCACCUGCAGGCAGUGCCAUGGCCCAUCCGAAUCUGACUGCAUUUCCUGUCACCCUCAUGUCACUAUUAAUGCUGGAAACUGCAGGACCAGCUGCAAGGAAGAGCAGUUCCUCAACCUCAUGGGGAACUGUGCUGACUGCCAUCCUCUGUGCCAGCAAUGUGCAGCUGAUCUCCACAACCCCGGGAGCAUCUGCCUGAGGUGCCAGAACACCCAGUUCCUGUUGCUGGGGGACCACUGUGUUCCCGACUGCCCUUCUGGAUAUUACGCGGAGGAAGGAGCUUGUAAAAAAUGUCACUCCUCCUGUAGAACCUGCCAGGGCAGAGGACCCUUCUCCUGCUCCUCAUGUGACACUGGCCACGUUCUGUCCCACCUUGGCACCUGCAGCACCACCUGCUUCCCAGGGCACUAUCUCGAUGACAGCCAUUCUUGUCAAUCAUGCAACCCGCACUGUGGAAGCUGUGAUUCACAGGCCAGCUGUACCUCCUGCCGAGAUCCAAACAAGGUCCUGCUCUUGGGGGAUUGUCAGAAUGAGAACUGUGCCCCACAGUACUAUCUUGACUUCUCCACCAAGACAUGCAAAGAGUGUGAUUGGAGUUGCAAUGCGUGCAGCGGGCCUCUGAGGACAGACUGCCUGCAGUGCAUGGAUGGCUACGUUCUCCAGGACAGCACCUGUGUGGAGCAGUGCGCACCAUCAUUCUACCGGGACUCGGGCCUCUGCAAGGGCUGUGACAGCCACUGUCUCCAGUGUCAAGGUCCCCAGGAGUGUACUCGCUGUGAGGAACCAUUUCUCCUCUUGGGAGCCCAGUGUGUCCAGGAAUGCGGGAAGGGAUACUUUGCAGAUCAUGCCAGUCGCAAAUGUGCAGCCUGCCCUCGGAGGUGCUUGCAGUGCAGCCACAGAAGCCGGUGUCACCGCUGUGACCAUGGGUUCUCUCUGAAAAGUGGCCUUUGCGUUUCCAACUGUGUUCCUGGCUUCUCUGCCCACUCAUCUAACGAAACAUGUGCUGGUAAAACACACACUCCUGGUCUUCAUGUGAAUGGUUCUCUCACCCUGGCCAUUGGUUUAAUGAAGCCACUGGAUUUUUCCCUCCUGAACGUCCAAGACCAGGAUGGCAGGGUCGAAGACCUCCUGUUCCAUGUUGUGAGCACGCCCACCAACGGGCAGCUAGCGCUCUCGAGGAAUGGGAAAGAGGUGCAACUCGACAAGGCUGGCCAUUUUAGCUGGAAGGAUGUGAAUGAGAAAAAAGUGCGCUUUGUGCACAGCAAAGAAAAGCCCAGGAAAGGUUACUUUUCCCUGAAAAUUAGUGACCAGCAGUUCUUCUCUGAGCCACAGCUGAUCAAUAUACAAGCAUUUUCAACACAGCCCCCCUAUGUACUGAGAAAUGAGGCUCUCCACAUUAGCAGAGGAGAGAGGGGAACCAUCACCACCCAGCUGCUUGACAUCCGAGAUGAUGACAAUCCACAGGAUGUGAUAGUUGAAGUGCUGGAUCCUCCACUUCAUGGCCAAUUGCUUCAAACACUUCAGUCCCCUGCAACCCCUGUCUAUCAGUUCCGGCUGGAUGAAGUCUCCAGGGGCCUUCUCUACUACGCUCACGAUGGUUUGGAUAGCACAUCUGAUGUUGCAGUCUUGCAAGCCAAUGAUGGAUACUCUUUCCAAAAUAUACUGUUCCACGUGAAGAUUGUGCCCAAGAAUGAAAAAGGUCUUCGGCUUGUGGCCAAUUCAAUGGUGUGGGUUCCGGAAGGGGGAAUGCUGCAGAUUACCAACAGGAUCUUACAGGCCGAAGCCCCAGGUGCCAGAGCCUCAGAAAUCAUCUACAAAAUUAUGCAGGACCACCCCCAAUUUGGUAACUGCUCUUUCCUUUGCCAUGAUGUCAUCACUGUGCUCAGUAGUCUUAGACUUGCUUUUGUUUCCAGUGCCACCGAUGCCCACACCCACCUGGAGAGCCGCAUGUUCAACAUCGCGAUCUUACCGCAGACGCCUGAAGCGCCUCAGCUCUCUCUGGGAGCGUCUCUCCAUAUGACUGCUCGGGAAGAUGACCUGACUGUGAUUCAGCCUCAUUCUCUCUCUUUUGUCAACUCUGAGAAGCCAAGUGGAAAGAUUAUAUACAAUGUCACGUUACCUCUGCAUCCAAGUCAAGGUAUCAUCGAACGUAGGGACCAGCCCCACUCUCCCAUCCGGUAUUUCACACAGGAAGAUAUUAACCAGGGCAAAAUCAUGUACCGCCCUCCCACGGCAGCCCCCCACCUCCAGGAAAUCAUGGCCUUCUCCUUCGCUGGUCUCCCAGAAUCGGUGAAAUUCCACUUCACAGUUUCGGAUGGAGAACACACGAGUCCGGAGAUGGCCCUCACCAUUCACUUACUUCACUCUGAUCGGCACCCCCCAGUGUUCCAGGUCACAGCUCCACUGCUCAAGGUCAGCCCAGGAGGCAGAACUUCCAUAGGGCUGCAGGUGGUAAUAAGAGACACUGAGACAGCGCCUGAAGAACUCCUCUUUGAGCUUCGGAAACCGCCCGAGCACGGCGUACUCCUUAAGGACACAGCUGAGUUCCCAGGCCCCAUGGCCCCAGGUGACACUUUCACAUAUGAGGAUAUUGAGAAAAAUGUGCUGCAGUAUCUCCACGACGGCUCCUCUGCACGGGAGGACAGCCUGGAGAUCUCGGUCACAGACGGCCUCUCGGCGAUGACCGUGGACGUGAGAGUGGAGGUGUCCCUGUCAGGGGCCCCAGCGCCUCAGCUGGCUGCCGGUGCCUCUCUGAGCAUGACUGUUGCUAGUGAAAGCACAGCUGUAAUCACUAGAUCUCACCUUGCUUACAUCGAUGAUUCUUCCCCCGACUCCGAGAUCUGGAUUCAAUUAAGUUCUCUGCCCAUGUAUGGGACUCUUUUAAGAACCUCAGGACUUGAAGUGGAAGAAAUCUCAGAGGUUGCCAAUUUCACGAUGGGAGAUAUCAACAACCAGAAAAUUAGGUACUCAGCCGUGUUUGAGACCGAGGGUCAGCUGGUUACGGAUAGCUUCCAUUUCUCUGUGUCUGAUAUGGACCACAACCGACUGGAAAAUCAGAUGUUUACCAUCAUGAUCACUCCUGUCAAGAAUCCACCUCCAGUCAUUGCCUUUGCUGACCUUAUCACGGUUGACGAGGGAGGGAGAACUCCACUCUCAUUUCACCAUUUCUUUGCUGCUGAAGAUCAGGACAACCUCCAGGGCGAUGCCGUCAUUCGACUAAGUGCUCUGCCCAAGUACGGCUGCAUUGAGAACACAGGAACAGGUGAUCGUUUUGGCCCUGGAACUACUAGUGACCCAGAGGCAUCCUUCCCAAUUCAAGAUAUUCUGGAAAACUACAUUUACUAUUUUCAGAGUGUUCAUGAAAGCAUUGAGCCCACUCAUGAUAUCUUUAGUUUUUAUGUAAGUAAUGGAAAUAGUCGUUCGGAAAUCCACAGCAUCAAUAUCACCAUCGAGAGGAAGAAUGAUGAGCCUCCCAGGAUGACUUUGCAGCCCCUGCGCGUGCAGCUGAGCUCGGGAGUGGUGAUAAGCAAUUUUUCUUUGAGCUUGCAAGACCUGGACACCCCAGAUAAUGAGCUGAUUUUUGUAUUGACAAAAAAGCCUGACCACGGUCACCUACGCCAGAGGCAGACUGCUUCUGAGCUUCUGGAGAAUGGGAAGAUUUUAGACCAAGGCUCCUCCUUCACUUACCAGGACAUCCUGGGCGGGCUGGUGGGGUACACGCCUGGUGGGCCCGGUGUGGAGGUGGAUGAGUUCUGGUUCUCUCUCUCUGAUGGACUCCACAUGGACACAGGGAGGAUGGAGAUAUACAUUGAGCUGCCUACGGGUGAUGCCCCCCACAUGGCUGUUAACCGAGGCCUACAGCUCUCAGCAGGGUCUGCAGCACGCAUCACAGAACAGCACUUGAAAGUGACAGACACGGACUCAGAUGAAAGUCAGGUGAUGUUCAUUAUGAAGGAAGAUCCUGGUGCUGGGCGCCUGCAGACAGUGAAGCACGGCAACCUGGAGCAAAUCUCCGUCAAAGGCCCCAUCCGGAGUUUCACGCAGGCUGACAUCAGCCAAGGCCAAGUAGAAUACAGUCACAGAAAAGGAGAAUCUGGUGGGAACUUUGACUUUAAGUUUGAUGUGGUUGAUGGAGAAGGCAACAAAUUGAUCAGCCAGUCAUUUUCCAUCAUUGUUUUGGAAGACAAAUCCCCACCGGUCAUCACCACCAAUAAAGGAAUGGUCUUAGAUGAAAACUCAGUGAAGAAAAUCACCACCCUGCAGCUCUCUGCCACGAAAAUCACCACCCUGCAGCUCUCUGCCACUGACCAGGAGAGCGAGCCAGCAGCACUAACCUACAGAAUCACCAGACAGCCCCAGCUGGGCCACCUGGAGCAUGCAGGGUCACCAGGUAUCCUGAUCACUUCUUUUACUCAGGCUGACCUGGCUUCACGAAACGUUCAGUAUGUCCACUCCAGUGAGUCCGAGAGCCAUUCAGAUGCCUUCAGCUUCACGCUCUCGGAUGGAGUCCAUGAGGUGACCCAGACGUUCCACAUCACCAUUCGCCCUGUGGAUGACUCGCUGCCCAUUGUACAGAAUAUGGGGAUGCGGGUGCAGGAGGGCGUGAGGAAGACAAUCACGGAAUUUGAGCUCAAGGCCGUGGAUGCAGAUACAGAGGCUGAGUCUGUCACGUUCACCAUUGUGCAGCCCCCACGUCAUGGCAGCAUCGAGCGAACCACCAAUGGGCAGCAUUUCCAGUUCAUCUCCACCUUCACCAUGGAGGACGUCUACCAGAACCGAGUCAGCUACAGCCACGAUGGCAGCAACUCCCUCAAAGACUGGUUCACCUUCACUGUUGCUGAUGGGACGAACCCCUUCUUUAUUAUUGAGGAAGGAGGGAAAGAGAUUAUCACAGCAGCGCCUCAGCAGUUCCGAGUAGACAUCCUCCCAGUGGAUGACAGCACUCCGAGAAUUGUCACAAACCUGGGGCUCCAGUGGCUGGAGCGUGUGGAUGGCAAGGCAACCAACUUGAUCACCAAGAAAGAACUGCUGACCCUGGACCCGGACACGGAAGACCUGCAACUUGUCUAUGAGAUCGCUACGGGCCCCAGGCAUGGCCACGUGGAGAACAAGCUGCAGCCUGGCCGAGCUGCUGUGACCUUCACCCAGGAGGAUGUGAACUUGGGGUUGAUUCGUUACAUAUUGCAUGAGGAGAAGAUCCAUGAGAUGAUGGAUAGUUUUCAGUUUCUGGUGAAAGACAGUAAACCCAACGUGGUCAGAGACAAUGUCUUCCACAUCCAGUGGUCCCUCAUCAGCUUUACACAUACUAGCUACAAUGUCAGUGAGAAGGCGGGGUCUGUCAGCGUCACAGUGCAGAGGACUGGGAACCUGAACCAAUACGCCAUAGUCCUGUGUCACACGGAACAAGGCACCGCCAGCUCCAGCUCCAGGGUCAGCUCCCAGCCUGGGCAGCAGGACUACGUGGAGUAUGCUGGCCAGGUGCAGUUUGAUGAGCGAGAGGACACCAAAUCCUGCACCAUUGUCAUCAACGAUGAUGACGUGUUUGAGAAGGUGGAGAGUUUCACCGUGGAGCUCAGCAUGCCAGCAUACGCCCUACUAGGGGAGUUCACCCAGGCGAAGGUCAUUAUCAAUGACACUGAGGACGAACCCACAUUAGAGUUUGAUAAGAAGACCUACCGGGUCAACGAGAGCGCUGGUUUUCUGUUUGCACCUAUUGAAAGAAAAGGGGAUGCAAGCAGCAUUGUGUCUGUGAUUUGCUACACCAUCCCUAACUCAGCUAUGGGAAGUAGCCUCUACGCUCUAGAAUCGGGCUCUGAUUUUAAAUCUAGAGGGAGGUCUGCUGACAGUCGUGUGAUAUUCGGGCCUGGUGUCACCAUGUCCACCUGUGACGUCAUGCUCAUUGAUGACAGCGAAUAUGAAGAGGAAGAAGUGUUUGAGAUUGCCCUGGCAGGUGCUUCUGACAAUGCCCGCAUCGGAAGGGUGUCAUCGGCCAAGGUGCUCAUCAGUGGUCCCAAUGAUGCCUCCACUGUGUCCCUGGGCAACACGGCUUUCACUGUCAGUGAGGAUGCAGGAGCAGUGAAGAUCCCAGUUAUCCGCCAUGGGACUGACCUUUCGACCUUUACAUCUGUCUGGUGUGCUACGCGUCCCUCAGACCCAGCUUCUGCCACUCCAGGAGUUGACUAUGUUCCCAGCUCUAGGAAGGUGGAAUUCGGACCAGGUGUCACUGAGCAGUAUUGCACCUUGACGAUCUUAGAUGACACUCAGUAUCCAGCAAUUGAAGGGCUGGAGACAUUUGUGGUUUUCCUCAGCUCAGCACAAGGGGCCGAACUGACUAAACCUUUCCAAGCUGUCAUUGCCAUUAAUGACACAUUCCAGGAUGUGCCCAGCAUGCAGUUUGCCAGGGACUUGCUCCUAGUGAAGGAGAAGGAGGGUGUUCUGCACGUGCCUAUCAUUCGGAGUGGAGACCUGAGCUAUGAGUCGUCGGUGAGGUGCUAUACUCAGAGCCAUUCAGCUCAGGUCACAGAGGACUUUGAGGAGAGAAGAAAUACAGACUCUUCAAGGAUUACGUUUCUGAAAGGGGAGAAAAUGAAGAACUGCACUGUCUCCAUCCAUGAUGACUCGAUGUUUGAGCCUGAGGAACAGUUCAGGGUCUUCCUCGGCAUCCCCUUGGGGAAUCACUGGAGUGGAGCCAGAGUUGGAAAGAAUAGCAUGGCCACCAUCACCAUAUCCAAUGAUGAAGAUGCCCCCACCAUUGAGUUUGAAGAAGCUGCGUACCAAGUCCGGGAACCCCCGGGGCCCGAUGCCACGGCCAUUCUGAACAUCAAGGUGAUCCGCAGAGGGGAUCAGAACAGGACGUCCAAGAUCCGCUGCAGCACGCGGGACGGGUCUGCCCAGUCCGGUGUGGAUUACUACCCGAAGAGCCGAGUCUUGAAGUUCAGUCCCGGUGUGGAUCAUAUAUUUUUUAAAGUCGAGAUCCUGUCCAACGAAGACCGGGAAUGGCAUGAAUCAUUCUCCCUAGUCCUUGGCCCAGAUGAGCCGGUGGAAGCAGUUCUUGGUGAAGUGACCACUGCCACAGUGACGAUCCUAGACCAGGAGGCAGCAGGGAGUCUCAUACUGCCAGCACCACCCAUUGUUGUCACACUUGCGGACUAUGACCACGUGGAAGAGGUUACCAAGGAAGGAGUCAAGAAAUCUCCCUCCCCAGGUUACCCGCUGGUCUGUGUCACCCCCUGCGACCCUCAUUUCCCCAAGUAUGCCAUCACGAGGGAGCGCUGCAGCGAGGCUGGCAUCAACCAGACGUCCGUGCAGUUCAGCUGGGAAGUGGCCGCCCCCACUGAUGGCAACGGGGCCCGGUCUCCCUUUGAGACCAUCACCGACAACACACCGUUCACCAGCGUCAACCACAUGGUCCUGGAUAGCAUUUACUUCAGCCGGAGGUUCCAUGUGCGUUGUGUGGCAAAGGCUGUAGACAAAGUGGGUCAUGUGGGGACCCCCUUAAGGAGCAACAUUGUUACCAUCGGGACAGACAGCGCUAUCUGCCACACCCCCGUCGUGGCGGGGACAGCCAGAGGCUUCCAGGCUCAGUCCUUCAUCGCGACCUUGAAAUACCUGGAUGUCAAACACAAGGAGCAUCCGAACAGAAUCCACAUUUCGGUGCAGAUCCCACACCAGGAUGGAAUGCUGCCCCUCAUCUCCACCAUGCCCUUGCACAACCUGCAUUUCCUGUUAUCCGAGUCCAUCUACAGACACCAGCACAUCUGCUCCAAUCUCGUCACCACCCGCGAUCUGAGAGGCAUCUCAGAGGCAGGGUUCCUAGACGACAAGGUCUAUGACAGCACGGCCAUGGGGCCUGGCUAUGACCGCCCCUUCCAGUUUGACCCCAGUGUCCGGGAGCACAAGACCAUCCAGCUCUACAAACACCUCAACCUGAAGAGCUGUGUCUGGACCUUUGAUGCCUAUUACGACAUGACCGAGUUAAUUGACGUCUGUGGGGGGUCCGUAACUGCUGACUUCCAGGUGAGAGACUCUGCCCAGUCGUUCCUGACCGUGCACGUGCCUCUCUAUGUGUCCUACAUCUACGUGACGGCCCCCCGGGGCUGGGCCUCCUUGGAGCACCACACCGAGAUGGAGUUUUCCUUCUUCUAUGACACUGUUCUCUGGAGAACAGGAAUCCAGACAGACAGCGUGCUCUCUGCAAGGCUUCAGAUAUUAAGAAUCUAUAUUCGAGAGGAUGGCCGACUCGUCAUUGAAUUCAAGACCCAUGCCAAAUUCAGAGGACAGUUUGUGAUGGAGCACCACACCCUGCCAGAUGUGAAGUCUUUCAUAAUGACUCCAGACCACCUGGGAGGAAUGGAAUUUGGCCUGCAGCUACUGUGGAGUGCUCAGACCUUUGACUCUCCUUAUCAACUCUGGAGAGCCACAAGCUCUUACAACAGGAAGGACUACUCAGGGGAGUACACCAUCUUCCUGAUCCCUUGCACCGUGCAGCCCACACAGCCGUGGGUUGACCCAGGAGAGAAGCCUUUGGCCUGCACUGCACAUGCCCCAGAAAGAUUCCUGAUACCCAUCGCGUUCCAGCAGACCAACCGCCCUGUGCCAGUUGUGUAUUCUCUCAAUACUGAAUUUCAGCUCUGCAAUAAUGAGAAGGUGUUUCUGAUGGAUCCCAACACAUCUGAUAUGUCACUGGCAGAAAUGGAUUACAAAGGAGCCUUCUCAAAAGGUCAAAUCCUUUAUGGCCGAGUACUUUGGAAUCCAGAACAAAACCUUAAUUCUGCUUACAAACUCCAGCUGGAGAAAGUCUAUCUUUGUACUGGCAAGGAUGGCUAUGUGCCUUUCUUUGAUCCCACGGGGACCAUCUACAAUGAAGGGCCACAGUAUGGGUGCAUUCAGCCAAACAAACACCUAAAACACAGAUUCUUGCUGCUGGACCGCAGCCAGCCAGAGGUAACCGAUAAGUACUUCCAUGACGUGCCCUUUGAGGCCCACUUUGCUUCCGAAUUGCCUGAUUUCCACGUGGUCAGUAGCAUGCCGGGUGUGGAUGGGUUUACUCUGAAAGUAGAUGCGCUCUAUAAGGUGGAAGCAGGACACCAGUGGUACCUCCAGGUCAUCUACAUCAUUGGCCCUGACACCCUCUCAGGGCCCCGGGUCCAGCGCUCUCUCACAGCCCCUCUGAGGCGCCACCGAAGGGACCUGGUGGACCCCAGUGGCCGGCUGGCCCUUGCCGAUUCCCUCAUCUAUGACAAUGAAGGGGACCAAGUCAAGAAUGGCACCAAUAUGAAGUCCCUCAAUCUGGACAUGCAAGAGCCCGUUGUAGCUGCCUCUCUGUCCCAAACGGGGGCGUCUAUUGGCAGUGCGCUCGCUGCUAUCAUGCUUCUGCUUCUGGUGUUCUUGGUGGCUUGUUUCAUCACCAGGAAGUGCCAGAAACAGAGGAAGAAACCGCCCACAGAGGACAUUUUGGAGGAAUACCCUCUGAAUACCAAGGUGGAGGUGCCCAAGCGGAGCCCCGACAGGGUGGAGAAGAACGUGAGCAGACAGUACUGCACCGUGCGGAACGUCAACAUACUGAGCGACGCCGAGGGGGCGUACGUGUUCAAAGGUGCUAAAGUGAAAAAAUUGAAUCUGGAAGUCAGAGUUCACAACAAUUUACAAGAUGGAACAGAAGUUUAA